This is a messenger RNA of Linum trigynum, 671 nucleotides long. Lineage: Eukaryota; Viridiplantae; Streptophyta; Magnoliopsida; Malpighiales; Linaceae. The record is from the annotation of a GenBank genome assembly.
CAGCCUGCUGUCCCCGCCAUCAUGAUCGAGAUCUACGCCGCCGCCUGGCUCCGCGACGUCCAGAUCGGCUCCGUCCGCGUUCUCAUCAGCAACGUCCAGAUCGACGUCCAGAUCGUCUCUACACCAAGCUCUCUGCCUCCGGCGUCGGCUUCAACGACCUCCUCGACGCCAAGGCCACCGCCGGGGGUGCGAAGAAUCUCGAUGAGAAGACCGCCAAUGCUAGUGGUACCAAUUCCUAUUGGUACGAUACCACUACUCACUGGUUGCCGGAGGGAGUCUGCCGGAGAGAAUUCGCCGGAGAAAAAGUUUGUCAGUCGAUGCAGAGUGGCUGCUGGAGAAAGGAAAAGAGAGAGAAAGAGAUAGAUAGAGAUAUUAAUGUAUAAGAUUUAAAUUUCAGAAAAAAAUUGUAUUUAAUAUGGGUAUUAAAUUCCCAAUAUAAUUAAUACAAAAAAGGUAAUUAAUAUAUUCAUUUUUUUCAUACCCAAAAUAUCCUUGGUGGGGGUUGUCACCGUAUCUUGUCCCAUUGGAGACCUCGGCCAUGUGGAGUGCCACUUAUUGGGAUCUCACAAUUAAUUUGCAAUGGUCAUGUACCCAUGCCACACAAAAAAUAUCUCCAAAUGUGGAGAUUUGGAGACCCCAUCGGCCAUCUUUAAGAAACUUGUUGUAGGACU